This is a messenger RNA of Vicia faba (fava bean), 330 nucleotides long. The record is from the annotation of a GenBank genome assembly. NCBI's taxonomy places the organism in Eukaryota, Viridiplantae, Streptophyta, Magnoliopsida, Fabales, Fabaceae.
AUGUUCCACUCAUGGCCUUCUCUCAAUUUCAUGGUUUCGAUCGGAAAUGGUGAAUUCUGGCAUGACAGCGACAAGCUCAAAUCGACCGCGGUAGGGACACUCUCAAAUCAGUUAAGUGGAGGGUUGGUCUGCAGUUCUGCAGAUUUGGAGAUGAUUGAAGAAGUUGAGUUGGUGAGGUUGCACUUUGCAGGGGUGAGUGAGGUUGUUGUGAAUGACUUUGUGCAUCUUUUUCUGUUGAUGUUCUUGCCAAUUGGUACUAUUUUGCUUGAUUAUAGCUUGCUGUGUUAUUUGGCUUGCUGUGUUAUAUUGCAUAUGUCUGCUGUUGUUUAG